Molecule: messenger RNA, 383 nt
Organism: Amorphotheca resinae ATCC 22711
Lineage: Eukaryota; Fungi; Ascomycota; Leotiomycetes; Helotiales; Amorphothecaceae
Exons: 1
Coding region: 104-295 (63 amino acids)
Source: RefSeq, a predicted model, not a curated record
ACGGCCUGAGCGAAUCUAGACUGCGUAACUAGCUACCUACAUAUGCAAUGUCUAACAGACUAAUACCGCGUCCGCAGCAGUGGGAGCAUCGCCGAUUCGAAGAAUGCGCUCCUCCCGCCGCCACAUCGUGAUCCCCUAUGCACGGGGGGCGCUUGAAAGGCAGAUUGCUCGUAUACUACUAACUCAGAGCCACUCGAUGUCCUCGGACGCGUCAAGAAUGACGAAGGUGUGCUGUUAUAACUCCAGCUUCUUGGGCUUUGCUUUGCUAUUUUAUACUACGGUACCAAACGGCUGAUCGUUGCAUGUAGGAUACGAUACAUAUAUUGGGUCUGUUGACUAGAAGAUACCCAGCGAGAGGGGUUUGACUCGUGAAACGAGGCUCG